GUCUUUGCGUACUGGGCUGGCAUGCACGGAUUAGCACCCAAGCCCCUCUCGUCCCAUGCUCCCAGUCGGCACCGUAAACUGCGCAACUUUUUGAUCCAGACCUGGUGUUUGCCCAUCGAGAAGGAGCACUAAGACAAUCAGACAUUCUCGAACAAGCGGAACACGGGCACUCCAAUUCCAGCAACAACCAACGACAUACGACCCACGAUCCACGACCUACCUGACGUAUCGAGCGCGUACCCGGUCAUCUACCUAGGUAGUGCCUAUUGCGCACUUUGCGCCCACUAGCCUACUCAUCACAACACUCAUCUUCCAGCGCGAAUGUCUCGUGCUGCUCGGGCAUCCAAGUUGCUAGCACUGGCGGAUUCGGAUUCCGACGAACUUUCCGGCCUUGGCGCAAAAGCCAGCAGCGGCCGCACGUCAGAAGAACAGAAGAUGCCGCCGGCGAAGAAGGCCAGAGGUCGACCUCCGGCCGCCAAUAAAGUCAGGAAGCCAGUGCAACGAGCGACGAAAGCUCGCACGAAUACCAAGAUCGCAGCGGUGGUAGAAAAGGCAGAAUAUGCGGAUGACGUUGACGCUUCGACCAAGAUCCAUGGAAAUUCUUCGCAGAAGGGGCGCAAAGCAGCAGCGAAGUACAGAGGCGACGAUGAGGACAUAGCCGAAACGGAUGAGGAGGUCACUUCUUCGGUUAAGUUGAGUGUCGCCAAGCCUAGAGGGCGCCCGAAGGCCGUAGCUGCUGUAGCAGCAGCAUCCAAUACAGACGAAUCAAAGAAGAUCCAGGAGUCCGUCCUGAAGCGCACCUCGCCGGUGGCCAGUCGAGGGCGCCGCCCCGCGAUCAAGUCAACAACGAACGAAGACUCGGAAAUUCCGGAGACACAGCCUGAAGAUUUCAUGGACAUUGACACAGAAGUUGAUGCCGAAUUCGAGGACUUGCCGGCACCACGGCAGCCUGCCCACCGGUCCAAUAGAACCACGGAGAGCUCGGGCGUGGAAGCAAAUGAGGUGGUGUUGAGGCGGCGGCUGGGCGAGACGACAAGAAAGUACGACAAUUUAGAGGCAAAAUAUCGUGAUCUUCGGGACAUUGGAGUCAAGGCAGCCGAACGAAACUUCGAUAUUCUCAAGAAGGAGAGCGAGGAGCGAGCGAAAACUGCGAAUGAACUCAUAAGUCACCUCAAGGCCGAUCUUGCCGUGCAACGGGACUUGGCAAAGACGGGACAACAGCACCAGAAGCAACUCCAGGAAAUGGAGGCGAAAGUGACAGCAUUGACCACAUCGUUGGCCGAAGCGAAGCAAGAAGUGAAGACGCUAUCGACGAGAUUGGCCGCGAGCAGGUCCGCUGAAGCUGCAGCAAGUGCCAAGGUGGUUCCCGGUAGUGCUGUUAAGAGCGGAAGCGCCGCUGCUGCUCGAGCUAUCGCUAGUUCAGAUGCGGUGCAAACGGGGCAACUGAGGGAGGACCUUUAUGGCGAUUUGACCGGCCUUAUUGUCAGGUUGACGAAGCGCGACUCUGCCGGUCAGGUCUUUGACUGUAUACAGACGGGAAGAAACGGAACACUUCACUUCAAGCUUGAAGUCGAGAGCGAGAGUUCAGGCGAGAAUUACGAAGAAGCACACUUCACGUACAAGCCACAGUUGGACUCAAACCGGGACCGGGACUUGAUUGAUAUGCUCCCUGAUUUCCUGGUCGAAGAGAUCACGUUCCCUCGACCACAUGCAGCGAAGUUCUAUGCGCGGGUGAUCAAGUCUUUGACAGAGCGCAUUGAUUAAUCAUGUCGGUAUGGAUGGUGUUUUUGUCGAGAGUAAAGGCUUUGCGUGGCGGCAAGAAGCAUUUGGAAUUGGACGAUACGAUACCCCAUGAAGACUAUGUUCCUUUACACUGCUUGGAUGUAAAAGGCCUGGCCAACGCCUCGACUUGAGUUGUCAGCUGGAUACGGAUUAUAUCUGACAUUAGAGACGACGGUCUCCGGAUCAAGGCACACAGAACCAGCCGCCAAACCAGGCGCACUGCGAGUAUAGUUUCAUCGCGGCCAGAAACAUGCAUGCGAAGCAAACAACGAUGUGGACCGUCGUCACAUUGGCUACUGAUGUUGUUCAGAGAGGUUCCCAAGUACCCACCUAUCAAGCCUGAGCUGAACAAGUCUUGACAGUGAGAGAGAGCCUUAGUAAAAGAUGAUUAUUGGAGCCUCAUUUGCGUGGUUAAUUCAUCUUCACAGUAGACACCUUGAU
Colletotrichum destructivum is the source of this 2223-nucleotide messenger RNA. RefSeq names its product Putative monopolin complex subunit Csm1/Pcs1, csm1/Pcs1 domain superfamily. Gene Ontology annotation, cellular component: nucleolus; mitotic spindle; chromosome, centromeric core domain. Lineage: Eukaryota; Fungi; Ascomycota; Sordariomycetes; Glomerellales; Glomerellaceae. The record is from RefSeq and is a predicted model, not a curated record. Gene Ontology annotation, biological process: attachment of mitotic spindle microtubules to kinetochore; meiotic sister chromatid segregation. Gene Ontology annotation, molecular function: microtubule site clamp; protein binding. The transcript is spliced from 3 exons. The coding region runs from base 322 to 1764 and encodes 480 amino acids.